This is a messenger RNA of Branchiostoma floridae (Florida lancelet), 1446 nucleotides long. RefSeq names its product neuropeptide FF receptor 2-like. Gene Ontology annotation, biological process: G protein-coupled receptor signaling pathway. Gene Ontology annotation, molecular function: peptide binding; neuropeptide receptor activity. The record is from RefSeq and is a predicted model, not a curated record. Bases 221 to 1384 code for a protein of 387 amino acids. The transcript is spliced from 6 exons. NCBI's taxonomy places the organism in Eukaryota, Metazoa, Chordata, Leptocardii, Amphioxiformes, Branchiostomatidae. Gene Ontology annotation, cellular component: membrane.
CCAUGAUGAAAGCGACCAGCAUUAUACUCGCAGCAGUCCCCGCUUCACCAUGAGAGUUUACCGGUAGAUGCGUUCUAUCACGUUUGUAGAGAUGUAACAUACUCGAAUUAUUGCAGUUUUUUGCUGAAAUGAGGAGUUUAAGUCAGUCGCCUGUACGAAGUGUGCAGACGACGCUACUAUGUGGCAACAGCGAGUGAUUUAAAGGGGGAGACAGAAUCAGAUGAAUUUCUCGGAUAAUUCUGUCAAUGAAUGCCCCAUAAUGGAGUCGAUGGGGUUUGAAGAUUACCUCCCCGAAAAAAAUGAAACUGGCUCGAACUACUCUAGGUUUGACAACAUUCCGAUCGACAAGUACAAACAGCCAAUGUACAUCAUCAUCAUCUUUGUAGUGAUCUAUGUCGUCGUGUUCUUGCUGUGCAUUGUGGGUAAUCUCGUGGUGUGUUAUAUCAUCGCGAGAACUGCGUCACUGCGAGAUGUUACCCACUCCUUCAUCUUGAACCUUGCCGUGAGUGACCUCCUAGUCGGGGUGUUUUGCAUCCCGUUCACGUUGGUGGGCCACAUAUUCACCGAAAACUACCUCGGUGACGUCAUGUGCAAACUCAGCCCGAUGCUGCAAGGCAUGUCGGUAGCCACGUCUGUUUUCACCAUGACUGCUAUUGCCUUCGACAGAUACUGUGUGAUUGUCCACCCGGCACGUGACCGCCUGACUGUCCGUCAGACCGUGUACCUGAUAAUCGCCAUCUGGGUUGCCGCCGCCAUCAUCAUGGCACCACAGGCUUUUGUCCGCCGUGACGAGUCCUUCCACAUAGGAGAGCUGACCCUGUUUGUGUGUGGAGCGUUCUGGCCAUCCCCGAUGCUGCGUAAGGCGUACAGCGCCUUCCUAUUCGUCAUCUGUUACGCAGCACCUGUCCUCAUCAACACCUUCCUGUACGGCAGAACGGGCUUCAAGCUGUGGAUGACCAAGUCAGCUGCUGCGCCCAAGGCAUGCAGUAACCAGACUGAGCAACGAAGCCGCAUCAUCAAGAUGAUGGUGAUCAUCGUCGCCGUCUUCGCCAUCACCUGGAUGCCGCUCUACAGCUGUUGGCUAUUGGAGGACUUCGGUCAGCUGACCCACGACCAAUCAGCGAUGCUGCACAGCUACAUCUACCCGAUUGCUCACGUGAUGGCUUUCGCCAACAGCGCGAUGGAUCCGUUCAUCUACGGUUUGUACAGCAGCAACCUGCGCAGCCGCGCUGCAGAGAUCUGCUGCCACAAGAAGGCCAAAGGAAACCGGUUAGCUCGUGACAGCAACAAUGCCGAGAAGAUGGCAAUGGACAUUGUUUGCAAGCCUCAAUCACCUCCGAUAAACCUCCCAGUGAUGGCAGACAAUACUGUCAUACCCAACUGAUCCCACAAAUAAAGAUUGCACUAUCCCACCAAUAAAGGGAAGAAUGUGAAAUGUAUUUUACA